Molecule: messenger RNA, 1500 nt
Organism: Acaulospora colombiana
Lineage: Eukaryota; Fungi; Glomeromycota; Glomeromycetes; Diversisporales; Acaulosporaceae
Source: the annotation of a GenBank genome assembly
AUGAGUAAAUCGUCCAUGAAUGGUGGGGAUUUCACGGCUGCAGCAAAGUUCUUGGCCACAUGCCACUUUUGGCAAGCACAGAUGGCUGAUUUGGCGAUCCCUCCAAAAAAUCGCGUAGAAGACCAAACUUACUGCGCCGUUGGAGCUGUUCGAAGGCCUUCCAGUAGUGGCGGAAUACUGUCUGUUGCUGGGCGCCUUCGACCGAUAAAUCUCUCCACCAUUAGACCACUCGCGAUCCUCAGUACUGCCCUCUUGCAUCGUGCAAUGUCAAACAUGUGCGAGGUGCUGCCCACUACUCGACCAGAAUGGCAGAAGGCUCUCGAUAGCCUUCCAACUCCGUCAAGCACAAUUCCGGCAUUCUUCUUUGCCCAUGGACUGUGGCCCAAGGCUAUUGCACCCAGCAGCGGUCCCUUUGCAGCACUUUACAAGGACAUGGGACCAGAGGGUACUCUUUCUCAAUUCCUCCAAGACUUUGGCAAGACUCUCAGGUCAAAGUACGACCCAAGAGCCGUUGUGGUAUUCAGCGCGCACUGGGAGAGUCCUGUGUCUGACUAUGGUGCGGAGAAUCCACUGCUCAUGGACUACUACGGCUUUCCAAGAGAGCUCUAUCAAGUCAAGUUCAAAUCACGCGGUGAUAGCAGUGUUGCCCAAGACGUUGUACAAGCACUCAAAGAUGCGGGAAUUUCCGCGCGAACAACCCCCAUCACGGAGUCUAGAGGAGAAGAUGGGAGAGGGUUUAGUGGCCCUGGCCUAGAUCAUGGUGUAUUCGUGCCAUUCAAGCAUAUGUUCGGCGACGAAUUGGACAUCCCGUUAGUACAGGUUUCCAUCGACGGCAGCCUUGAUCCUGCCAAACAAUGGGCACUAGGGAAGGCUGUGAAGUCGUUACGAUCUCAAAAGAUCCUCGUUCUCUCUGGAGGACUGACUUUCCAUAAUCUACGUGACUUCUCAGGCUUCAAUUUGGAUACUGCAAAGCCGGCACUCAAAGAUUUCCACAACGCCAUACUUUCAGCUUUGCAAAUCUCAGACGUGAGUGAUGGUGUCUCCGUUUUAUGUAGCCCAAACUUAACCUGGAUUCCUUUGAAACAGACUACUUCGAGGCAGGAGGCUCUAUACGCCCUGACGAAGCAUCCCGGUUUACGUGCAAGUCAUCCUCGUGAAGACCACUUUGUGCCCCUUUACGUUGCAGCCGGAGCGGGUGACGGGGAAGAAUUGGCUUGUCUGGCAAAGUCAGAGCAAUAUCCACCGGCAUUAGCCUUUGUACUAUAUGCGUUUAUGAUCACUGGAGUGAUACACAGCGCAGGGUCAUCAGACAGUGUUAAGAACAGAGGCAACGAAGGAUUCCAGAUAAGCAGAAAGGACAGUGGUAGUGUCGACAGAGACACGGCUGUUCCUCAUAGAUGGAAACACUUGGGUUCGGAAAAGAUAGCUACACAGGUUCGCAACAGCCAGAUAUUGAUGGAAAAGGAAACAGUUUCAGAGACGAAAAACCAAAAUUUGUAA